Messenger RNA from Leptomonas pyrrhocoris, 267 nucleotides. RefSeq names its product putative folate/biopterin transporter. The coding region runs from base 1 to 267 and encodes 88 amino acids. The transcript has a single exon. The record is from RefSeq and is a predicted model, not a curated record. NCBI's taxonomy places the organism in Eukaryota, Euglenozoa, Kinetoplastea, Trypanosomatida, Trypanosomatidae.
AUGGAGUACGGCUGGUCCGCCUUCGCGGAAAACGACAAGUGCAACUAUGAGAACCUGCCGUGGCUGUUGUUCACGGUUGGGGUGUGCAUCCCGCUGCUGGUGAUCCCGCUGAGCUUCUUGCUGCCGCGCGUGCGCAUCAUCGAUGACGUCGACAUCGACGGCAACGUGGUGCGCGCACAGGUGGACAAGAAGGUGGUGGCGGAGGAGGUGCUGACGGAGUCCUCCACGGAGGAGCCGAUAAACCACCCUGAGAAGCGGGAGGCUUAA